Molecule: messenger RNA, 3256 nt
Organism: Spodoptera litura
Lineage: Eukaryota; Metazoa; Arthropoda; Insecta; Lepidoptera; Noctuidae
Source: RefSeq, a predicted model, not a curated record
AAUUACUCAUCUGCACAUGGAUUUGAAGUAAAGCUGAUGUUUCAUUGUUCUAGGAUUGAUAUUAUUUUGACAACUUUGACGUAAUGAUUUUUUAGUGCUUUUACUAAUAUAACUCCCUUUUUAUAUUUAUUAAUCAGUCGUUCUGUUUAUUUUAAAAUAGCACAAAGCUUCCAAGUAGUGUGCUAUGAAAAUUUCAAGUUAAUAUGGGCGACGGUUUAAAGUUAUCUAAAGAUAAGCGUCAUAGGAGCUCCAGCAGUCUGUCUGGAGCCGUGUUAGAGGGAACACGUUCCGAACGCAAACUGGACAUGAAGGUUUCUAUACCGGAAAUAGAUGACCAGUUUGCGACAGCUGAAGUACGGUGCGACGACCUUCAGGAGAAAAUUGAUUUAAUAAAAUCUUUAAAAAAGAAAAGGAAACUGAAAAAACGAAGCAUGACUAAAGUAACAGACCAGCCAAUGACACCAGAAAACGUUCCAUUUAUAACUGUGCGUACGCAACCGAAGAAAACUUUGCUGAUUACAGAGGUGUCGCAGCAAGCUGCAAGACUACGUCGGUUAGAGGUGCCGCCGAACCCUACACGAGGCUACCUGGACCCUGCUACCGUGGAACAACACCGGAUGAUCGGCCAAGUGCGUGGCUACAACCAAACAUUCAAGCCACAGCAAGAACGCUUUGGGCAGAUCCCUCCCCCAACCAUGGACCACCGUCUGUUUCCAAAACUGCGGCAGCAAAGGUCGCAGGCUGACGGUGACAGUAUGGGUGGUCAGAGCCAGCCGCCCAACGAAGGGUUGGAGGUAGCUUGUGGACAAGAUGACGCGGGUGAGGAAUAUUCUAACUUCGACGUCUAUAACCGACCGUCUAACUACCCAGUUGCUACUACUAAGAAACCUACGGAUUUGCGUCAAAUUAAGCAAACUGCGAGUCGGCGACGGCACGUUCCCAAGGAAACAAUACCUAAAGAAGUUGGAACCAAUCAAGUCUUGGAGGCCUGGCAGACCGGCGCACAGGGUGAGCUGCCGAUAUCUCGCCCUCGGCGACGAACCACUAAAAAUCAACAAUCUACUGGUGUAGAUGAAGUGACAGUAAUUGACAAAGGGGAGGACCGGCCAGUGGUGGAACUGUUCAACAAGAGCCGGAAUGGUCCCAUGGACACACGGAGGCUAGCUGCCGCGGCGCCGGCACCGGCACCCCUAGUGUCUCUUGCGCCCCAUGACAAGAAAACCAAAAAAGUUCGCAGUUCAAAGUACGAUGAUGAUACUGCUCAGAUUGAAGACAUUUCACAGGAACCAAAAAAGGUAAAUCAUGAAGGAUCGCAUCAUCCUCGCCGCAUCAAAUAUAGGAGUCGUCGUUAUGAGCUGCCAACAGUAGCGUCUCAGAUGAAGCAGGCUGGCAUGCGGUACUACUACGGAACGUCAAACCACACUAACAUACCGUUUGUAGUGAGCAAGAGUACAGCGCCCUCACACAACAUCGGCGUCAACAUACAACAGGUGUUAAAUGGUCUUAAAAUACAACAACCAUUGUCAGGCAUACCUCUGACGAUAGCGCAUCACAUGGGUUUAAGCCACGUACCAGCGUAUGGAGCGAAAAGUACAGUUGUAGAGCCAUCUCUAGACCACCGUGAGAUAAAUGCGAUCCGAGUUGGUCGGCGGCUGCUACGACUACCGUCCUACAAGUACAUGUCCUACAACCGACUGUUGAGCCUCUACCGCGAGGGAGAUGGCAUGGUGCCCAGGUUUCUACGGGCCAUAUCACGUCCUCACUAUUUCUACACCUCCAUGUACAACAGCCUCGCGACGAACCGAGAAGAUUUUGAUGGAGCGACGUCGAAAGGUCGUGGUGGUAGUCAGGAAGCAAAACAGAGUCUUGCAGAGUACGCCAGUUUAUAUCGGGAGUACGAACAAGUUGAUAAGUGCAUCAAGGAAGGCAAUUUCGAGCCUGAACUAGAGCGUCGCAGGGACGAGCUCACGAGAGAGUUGGCUGCCCGCGAAGAACAUAUACGCAGAGUGGUUCAAGAAUAUCGAACAGGCGGUGAAGCAGACCCAAUCUUACGCGCAUCGGCUUCAACGGCUGAAGAGGGUUACCGGCACUCUUCCUUUAAGUUGGGGGACACUCAACAGUAGACAACGCCCUAACCGUCGCUAGGUUCGCUUCGUUUUCUAUGUUUCACUUGAUACAACAAAAAAACCCGAAUACAUAGUUUGCGCUCAAAAAACGUCCUCAUAAUAAACCUAACGCAAUAAAAGUGACUCGAACCUGUCAAUGAAAAAAAUAUCAAUUUUAUUUAUCAAUAUUUAUUUAUGUAAAAAUUGUAAAAUAUUGGAAAUAAAUUGUUAUAAAUUAAGGAAUAUACCGCUUCCCGUCUGCGUAAUAUCGGAUUGGAAUAUAUUUGUUUAUUGUAUUCACGCGUCUACAUGCUAAGUUCGAAAAAUUGUCACAUUUUAAUACCUGCAUCGUCUUCAUCGGAGCUGUAACAUCCUUUUGAGUCUACUUUUACACCCAUUGAACAUUAUCAAAUACUUUAUUAUUUACUUUUUUAUGAAUCUUGAUUGUAAAGUUUCCUUAAAUGACUUCAGCUUCUGUACCACGUAUAUAGUAUACUAUUAUGCUUUAUGCUUAGGAAUUUUCUUAUUUUCCUUUUUUUACUUUUCUAUUAAGUUGUAGCCCAUUUGUAAUACCUUGUCAUAUAUUGUUGUACAUAUAUAGAUUACCAUUAUGAUGGCCACCUAUUAAUACUGCUUAAAACUGUUACGAAAUGGGUAGGUGUAAUCAAGUAUUUUAGCCGGAUGAAAUCAUUUGUGCAAUAAAAUAAGUUUCAGCUCAAUAAGAAUAAUUGCAAUAGUAGCGAUAGUUUCACUACAAAUGUGCAACUGUUUGAUUGCUCGAGUUAGUUUCACGUACAAAGGUUUCGGCGGACGUUUUUAAAGUGCAUUUGUUUGAAAAUUUCGGGUACGCUCCGUGUGGACUGCACUGCCUGUCCGGGAGCACGCCUCACUCGGGGAGCACCUGUGACUGUCAGCCUGUUGUGAUACUUGCCUAGGCUUAGCUUGACCCAGCUCAGGACUACUCUAGGGUAUUGUAUUAUUAGCUGUGUACGAAUGUUUAGUGACGCAACCGGUCCCAUAUUGUUGUCCCGAUUAAUUUUGACUGGUGUUUGAAAGCAUAUUGAUUGUUACGUCGAAUAUAAAUUAUAAAUGUUAUCUUAACUUUGUUGGCAGAGAGUAAAAGUUUGUGAAUGAUGUCAUGUUUUAAAGAA